ACUCCCAGGAGCGAGCAACUCUGAAGCAAAGCGCCGACCCCCUCCUCGUAAGGUGGAGAUUGACCUGAGUUCACCAGGGCUGGCUGUGUUGGAACUGGAACGACUCCUGUUCACUGGGAAAGCCAUCAACAGCCAUGCAGACGAAGUAUGGCCCAGACUUUACGUUGGAGACCAGGACAGUGCUACGAAUGUCCGCCAGUUGGCCAACCAUCAUGUCACCCACGUCUUGAAUGCAAACCACAGUAAACGGAGAGACGGUGCGGAGACUUACCUGGGAAUGAACAUCAAAUACUUUGGCAUCGAGGCUCAUGACUCCUGUAACUUUGACAUGAGUGUCAACUUCCAGACUGCAGCAGACUUCAUCCACAGGGCCCUCAGUGGAGGAGGUAUAGUGCUGGUGCACUGUGCAGUGGGGGUGAGUCGUUCAGCCACCCUGGUUCUUGCCUACCUGAUGCUGAGACAGAACCUGACCUUGGUGGAUGCCAUCUGCGCCGUGAAGGACAACCGCGGUGUGAUCCCCAACAGAGGCUUCCUCCGACAACUCAUCAACCUGGACACCAAACUGUAUGGCCACCUCCGCAACACUACCUACAUCUAGAAGACUGAUUAUAUCAGCUUCUAUUCUAUUCUCUUUCGUCUAUUUGAGCAGUGGGUCACAAACCUUUUCUUUUUUGGGAAACAUUUCUAAAAAAAGAAUCAUACUGUGACACUUUCUGUAUUUUCAAAGUUCUAUAUCUUGAAAAUGUAUUUGCUGACAUGCAAAACAUUUUGGUACUGUACCAGCAGUGGACUAAUGAAACAAAUACCAAAAUAUAGUUUGAGUGUAAUUUUCCUUUAAAUUGGUGAAGGCUAUGUGGGAGACUUGCAUUCUAGUUCCCAGUAUUCAAAGUUUAGCUGUAUUCCAUGUUCUGCUUUUCCUAGCAGUGUCUGGCUGUAGAAUUAUUUUUACAUACCUCCCUUUAGAGAUAAGACCGCUGAUCGUUUGGAGGUCAAACUUGAUAAACCUGUCUUAUUGGCAAAUAAGUGGCAAUAUUAUGUAGCCUACUGUAACUUAAGCUUGUGCUGUACACAUUUUCGGCAACAUACAUUUGUUUAUUGAGUAUUUUGUAUGUUUCAAGCUGAUAUGAGUAUGAAAUUACUAUGACAUAUUAAAGUAUGUGUGUAUACAUUUUCCUAGUA
This is a messenger RNA of Oncorhynchus gorbuscha (pink salmon), 1179 nucleotides long. Its product is annotated as dual specificity protein phosphatase 26-like. Gene Ontology annotation, molecular function: protein tyrosine/serine/threonine phosphatase activity; MAP kinase phosphatase activity. Lineage: Eukaryota; Metazoa; Chordata; Actinopteri; Salmoniformes; Salmonidae. The record is from RefSeq and is a predicted model, not a curated record. Gene Ontology annotation, cellular component: cytoplasm. The transcript is spliced from 4 exons. Gene Ontology annotation, biological process: protein dephosphorylation; negative regulation of MAPK cascade. The coding region runs from base 278 to 598 and encodes 106 amino acids.